This is a messenger RNA of Penicillium soppii, 3114 nucleotides long. Its product is annotated as Zn(II)2Cys6 transcription factor. NCBI's taxonomy places the organism in Eukaryota, Fungi, Ascomycota, Eurotiomycetes, Eurotiales, Aspergillaceae. Bases 1 to 3114 code for a protein of 1037 amino acids. Gene Ontology annotation, molecular function: zinc ion binding; sequence-specific DNA binding; DNA-binding transcription factor activity, RNA polymerase II-specific. Gene Ontology annotation, biological process: DNA-templated transcription; positive regulation of transcription by RNA polymerase II. The record is from RefSeq and is a predicted model, not a curated record. The transcript is spliced from 3 exons.
AUGCCUAACCCCCCUUCGCCGCCCACCCCGGUCUCUUCAGGAAAGAAGAGACCACAUCCUCCGAAUGAUCCUCCGACUCAAACCGACACCGCGCAUUCAUCGCGGGAUGCACCAAAUCCUUCAGCGGGUGUGCCCUCUGCCUCGCCCGCUCGCUCAACCGCCACCGUCUCGUCCACCGCAUCCUCCUCAUUUCGCAAUGUUUCCGCGUGCAAUCGAUGCCGACUACGCAAGAAUCGCUGUGACCAGCGCCUACCGCGCUGCCAGUCUUGCGAAAAGGCCGGUGUGCGCUGCGUCGGAUACGACCCCAUCACGAAGCGGGAGAUUCCCCGCAGCUACGUCUAUUUUUUGGAAACUCGUGUAGCACAUCUUGAAAAGCAAUUGGCGGACAACAAUAUUGAGUUUAAGAAGGUCGUGGCUUUCGAUGAGGAAGAGGCUAUCAAAGUUGAGACUGAUGGGGACACCGCGCAAGCCCAAACCGGCUCGGAUGGACAGGUCGGAGAACGUUCUGUAGCGGAAAAAGUACGGGGGAAGAAUACCUCAAAAGAAGAACUUGGCCAGUCUGAUCAAAGGGAAGGAGAGCUUGUUCGCGAUGCAGAGGGCGACCCCACGAACGAGGAUAAUUGGCGCCUACAUAAUUUGGUUUCGAAUAUUGGCAUGGUCUCUGUGCAGGGUACCUCCGAUCCACGAUAUCUCGGUUCGACAUCGGGCAUCUCAUUCGCCCGGGUUGUUUUUGCUGCGGUGAGGAGUUCGCUCCCUGGCAAUAUGCCGGAGCGUGCUUCGGUCCGCACGAGCGAUCGUUUGCCGCAAAGUGCUGCUGGUACCUCUGGAGGAGGAAGCAGUAUGCGCGAUUCUUUCUUCGGCCUGCAAACAAGACCGAUGAUGAAGCGCGCGGGGUUCCCGGAUCGAGAGCUCGCAGAGCGACUGGUCGAUCUCUAUUUCGAACAUGCGAAUCCUCAGAUGCCGAUCCUCCAUCGGGGAGAUUUCAUGGAAUUGUUGGAUCGCACAUAUUCACUAGAAGAAAAGAACCGUUCUCCGCGUGCGCUCUACGUGCUUAAUAUCGUGUGCGCUAUCGGCGCUGGAAUUAUUUUUGAGGAUAAGCCUCAAAGCUCAGAUGAGGAGAACCGCGGUGAUCGUGACCAGUCCUCGUCUGGGGCGAAGAGGCCGAGACUCUCGAGCCAUCAAUAUCAACCAGAAGAAUACCACGCUUCGGCGAUCAUUCAUCUGGAAUCGUUCCUCGGCUCAUCUUCUAGUGAAGGCUUUGGUGGGUUGGAAGAGCUGCAGGCAGUGCUUCUUCUGGCCAGUUUUGCCCUACUGCGACCUGUUGCACCGGGUCUUUGGUAUAUUGUUGGCGUUGCCAUGCGCUUAGCAGUCGAUCUCGGACUUCAUUACGAAGACGGCGUGGGCAUUGACUCCGCAACGAAAGAUGGAAAUCAAGCACAGUCGCGGAUCGAUGCUCGCGAACGAGGACGUCGCGAAUGGGUGCGCGAUUUGCGCCGCCGCCUGUGGUGGUGUGUCUACAGCUUUGAUCGGCUGGUUGCUACCUGUGUUGGACGACCAUUUGGUAUCAGUGACCAGGCCAUCAGCACUGAAUUCCCGUCCAUGAUGGACGAUAAAUACAUUACCAAAUCCGGUCUACUCACACCUUCAGACGGAGCGCCUACCUAUAAGCAUGUCGCAUUCCAUUAUUUCAAACUACGCCUCCUUCAAUCGGAAAUUCACGAUGUCCUACAAUAUCAACAGGUUCGCGCUGUGCGGAGAAGAGCUUCCGGUGUAGCAAUUCUCCCACAUACUGAGCUCUCCUCCUCUUUCCUGCAGGGAUUUGACUCAUUCCGCUCAUGGCGCCAUGAUGUGCACCGCCGAUUGGUUGAGUGGCAAGAGACUGCACCGACACGCCCAGAAACAGGCGUGAGGUUUUCCAUCGAACUACUCGAGUUGAAUUACUGGCAAGCUAUCAUCCUGCUAUACCAGCAGAGCUUGACAGUCCCCGCAGAGCUAGCUGGGGAGCUAACCCCUGCAGAUGAUGUCUCGAGUCCUUCUUUCUCAAAUUUCGACGAGGGCGAUGAAGAGGACCACGUCUAUCUGAACGUCGCCGAGGCUGGCCAGAAAGUGAUUCGAAUUUAUCGCCAGUUGCACAGAGUGCGCUUGGUGAACUAUACUUAUCUUGCAACGCAUCAUAUCUUCAUGGCUGGAAUCUCUUUCUUAUAUGCUAUUUGGCAUUCGCCUUUGGUUAGAAGCCGUUUAACUCUCGACGAAGUAGACUUCACAGUACUCGCCGCAACUUCGGUUCUGGGUGAUCUGAUGCACAAAUGCCCGCCUGCCGAAGCCUGUCGCGAUGCAUUUGAGCGCAUGAGCAAGGCUACUGUCCAAAUGUGUCUUUCCACCACCGGCUUUGGGUCGCAGGUCGAUAUGAGCCGGAUCCACGCUACAUCACAGGCCGGUAACCAAUUCUACCCAGGUCGGGCGCGACAGCCCAUCAACCAGCAGCCCCGCGCAGGCCAAAGUCAGGCUCGUCGGGCACCUCAGACACGCUCAUCUCGCCCAGUCCCAAAGUUCGAUAUGAACCUGGCUGAUCUUUUCACUGACAACACUCCCCUGGCUGACCGUUCUCGACCCGAGAAUAGAGCCGGAGGGCAAUCCUACCCUCAGCCGGAAUCAAUGGCUCGCAAUUUCCCAACUGAUCAGUCCCGAUCAUAUGGACAGCACAAUCCAUCUAUGGAGUACUAUCCCAAGUACGAUAAUGCGGGUUCCCCGCAGCCUCAGCCGCAAUUCUACUACUCCAACUCGCCGCAACAAAGUGGCUCUCCUGGCAGUAAUGCUCAUGGCUUAGCACCUACCGAUACAGAAGCGCCGCCAGGAAUGAGUCUGGAUUUCUUGGAUUUCGGAUCUGGCGAUGCAGAAAGCCAGAAUAAUAUGGAAGGCGAAGCAAAUCCGGAUUACAACAUGAUGCCUGCACCAUCUUUAGGUCCCAAUCUGGGCCAAAACGUUGGUAUUGAUCUUGGCUUUGGGAUGGCAAUGGACUUCCAGCAUGACUGGAGUGAGAAUCCCAACUACGAUCUUUUAGAGGGUUAUUUCUUUGGUGGCUCGGGGGCUGGCGCUCCUGGAGGGGAUCCUUAG